AUGGCUUCGCACCUCAUGCGGCUACCUAUGCGCGUGCUCGGUCGCCCCCGACGCAGUAGUCCAUCGCAAAAAGACCAGGAGCAAGAUAUACCAGAGAGUAUCAGCGGGAUACGUGAAGUAACCGAGAAUAUUGAACACCCAAGAGCUACCAUUAUCUUUAUCCAUGGACUUGGGGGCCAUCCAGUGAAGACAUGGGAGAUUCCGUCAGCACAAAGCGACACAUUCUGGCCAAAAGCCUGGCUUCCGCAAGAACCAGGUAUGGAAAGCAUACGGAUUUGCACUUUUGGCUACGAAAAUACUCUGAGUCCAAAGGCGUCAGUUUGCGACAUCGCAAAAGCUCUCCUCCAGGGACUACUUACAAGCAAAUUGUUGGACACGCCGAUCAUCUUUCUGUCCCACUGUAUUGGGGGACUUGUUGUCAAGCGGGCAUACAUGCUGGCGGUGCAUGACCCUAUGUACGUUGAAGUUGCCAAGGUAAUUUCCCAGGGAGCUAUGGUCUUUCUAGGGACGCCGCAUCGCGGCUUCGACAACAUUGCGGCAGUUCAAACUGUCCUAUCUAUCAAAAUUCGAUCCAAAAAACUGCGUGAUGAGCUGAAAGCCAAGUCGUUUGGCAUAUCGUACAUCAACGAGAACUUCCGACAGCGUGCGAACGACCUUACCUUGUGGUCACUCUACGAGAGUCGUGCCACCAAGAGGACUGGGCUUGGGCGCGGCGUAAGAACUAUGCAGAUGCUAGUGCAUCGUGAAUUCGGCGUCAUGGGGUACCCCAACGAAGGAUCAGCUGGCCUUGACGGUGAUCAUCGCUCCAUUUGCAGAUUCGGGUCAAGAACAAACUCUGUCUACGCUACCAUUACCAAUUUGUUGACGCACAUCAUUGAAACAAAGAUUUCCAAAACUGGAGAGCCCUUUCUCAACUUGGAUAGACAGCCAUCACUUGAUCUUCAACAGCCCGCGCACUUGAAUGAAACCAGGAUCGAGCCACCAACUGCGAAUAAGAGGCGGAGGUUCGAGACGAAACGAUUGCGCGAAAUUUUGGGGGAGCUCGACGCCAAUGAAGAGACCUUACUUUCCUUCCAGGGUCGGAGAAUCUCUGAAGAAUCGUGCCAGUGGAUAUUUGACAAGACUUUUUUCAAAUGGUGGGCGGACUCGGCCCUUGUGAAGCCAGGCCGAUAUUUGUGGCUGUCUGGCCCCCCUGGAGCUGGCAAAUCGGUGUUAGCUAGCGCGAUUGUCGACAAGUUUCGAGCGCAGAAUAGACCGACAGCCUUUUACUUUUUCCAGCGAGACAAUGUCUACGGGAGAAGCACUCGAGCUCUUCUAUUGUCUCUCGCGGCUCAAAUGGCAAUGUUCUCUCCCGACUUUGCCCAGAGGCUGAUCGAAAUCGAUGCUCACGAAGCAGCGAUCAAAAGCAUGCCUACACGAGUCUUGUGGCAGAGAUUAAUGAUCGAGAUACUCUUUAUGCUCAAGGAUCCGGUCGUCGACAAAUUGUGUUGGGUUAUCGAUGGCCUCGAUGAAGCUGAGACACCGUCCGAAGUGAUCGAUCUUAUCGGCAAGAUUGAUUCUCAAACUGCCAUUCAUGUUCUUUUUACGUCAAGAGUCAGCUUGUGCCUUAAUCGUAGCUUCGAACUCAUCGUGCCGCACCAAGCCUUACAGCAGGGGCAGAUCGAGGCUGCCGAUACACAGGCCGAUAUGGCUGCUUACGCUCGACUCAGACUUGACUCUCUACCAUUCGAACCGGAAGAUGUAGAUGAAAUAGUUGAUCUCGUCGUGUACAAAUCGCAAGGAAUUUUCCUCUGGGUCCGAUACGCCGUCGAGGAAAUACUGGCGACAGCACACACCAUCAACGACGUUUAUGACGCACUGGAGGCGGUGGUCGGAAAGAUUUCACCCGUCUUGCAGCAGAUCCUGGAUGAAAUGGCGCUGAUGCGUGAUAAAAACAAGAAAAUUGCCAAGGCAAUAUUAGAUCAUGUUGUUUGCGCCGAGCGGCCCAUGAAGGCAACGGCGCUGCAAGCUGCUCUGCAACCCGCGUUUGGGCAUCUCGCGAGCGUCAACUACACUAUUACACAUGUGUGUCCGCAGCUCAUCAGAUUGGACGAGUCCUCUGGACUGGUGCAGCUCAUCCAUGAAAGUUCGAGAGAUUUCUUGCUUCAAUGCAAAAACUCGGAGUUCCAUGUGGGUAGUCCACAUACGCUUCAGCACCUACGCCAAAAGCGUCGAGCUGCCGACAAUGACGAUGUGUUUCUUUGUCUCAUGCGUAGCGGCGGACACCGUCCUCGCUGA
This is a messenger RNA of Akanthomyces muscarius, 2277 nucleotides long. RefSeq lists its product as uncharacterized. The coding region runs from base 1 to 2277 and encodes 758 amino acids. NCBI's taxonomy places the organism in Eukaryota, Fungi, Ascomycota, Sordariomycetes, Hypocreales, Cordycipitaceae. The transcript is spliced from 5 exons. The record is from RefSeq and is a predicted model, not a curated record.